Molecule: messenger RNA, 222 nt
Organism: Triticum turgidum subsp. durum (durum wheat)
Lineage: Eukaryota; Viridiplantae; Streptophyta; Magnoliopsida; Poales; Poaceae
Source: the annotation of a GenBank genome assembly
AUGGCGGUCUCCUGCCUCGUGGUCGCCGGUGGCGGCGCCGGUCCUCGAACGACGAGGCGAGAGUUGAGGCAGAGGAGUAGCAAGGCGAAGGAGAGGCCGUUGGUGGAGGUCUGGUGGGCGUUCAUGACAGUGGUGGCCUCCUGCUGGUCCGGCGGCUGGUCCGGCAACGAGGAGGAGGCAGAGGGGAAUGGGACGAGGGUGCGGUGCUGCUCGGCGGCUUAG